AUGCGAGGGAAUCCUUAGCAUGUCAACUUAUUUACGCUCACCCUUUGUUACAAAGAAUAUAUAUAAAUAUAUGUCGACUGUUUUUCCGAUUGCAGGUAUGAACCGGUCAAACAACAACGAAGGCAGCCCGUCCUUAACCCCUUUACGCUGUAACUGUGGUCUGUUUUGCCCAAGUCUCUACACUAAAGUAUCUCUUACAUUUGCCUAUGUUGUCUUACUAAUAACAGCGAGUAUAGGAAACAUCCUGGUUUUUUUACUUCUGCGUAGAUGCAAAAGUACAGCUCAAAUGACCUUUAACUAUCUUAUCAUGAAUAUGGCCGUUGGAGAUAUUAUUGGAGUCUUCAGCUCAGCAAUAUUAGCAGUUUCCUUCACUUUUGUUGGUCAUCAUUGGAUUUCAGGCCUAUUUGGAGAAGUUCUCUGCAAAAUGGUUCCUUUUGUUCUCACUCUGUCUAUUUAUUUGUCAAUAUGGACCUUAGUGGUUAUGUCUGUGGAUCGAUACUUUUCAAUUUCUCAUUCUUCCAAGAAACCAAUGAGUAGAAAAGUAGUAAAAAGAAGCAUCGUCUCAGUCUGGUUCAUCGCUGCCAUGGCUGCCUCUCCAUACCUAUAUAAGAUGCAAUUAAGAGAGACAAGUGAUAAAUCUGAGUGUCGUUCUCUUUGGAGUGAAGAUCUUGAAAGGCAUUUAUUUAUGAGUAGAGGUGAAGAGAUCGUCAAGUUUGUUUUAACGUACGUUAUUCCUUUAUUUGUAAUAGGGACAAUGAAUAUCAUAAUCGGCCGUACUCUAAGUAGCUUGAAACCAAUCAAUGACUGUAAAAUACAAGCGAAGAGAGCCAAACGUAAUCGAAAGAUUUACAAACUUUUAGUUUCAAUUGUUUCGUUAUUCGCCUUUUGUUGGGUAUUUGCCCAUGUAAACCAUCUUUUGUCUGCUUUCGAUAUUGUUACCUAUUGUAAUCUUCCCGCUGCUGUUCCCUUUUUCUUCUUCUGGAUUUCUCAUUUAAAUGCAGCUGGUAAUCCCAUAAUAUAUGCUGUAUUCAAUAGAAGCCUUCAAAAAGGAUUCAGGAAAACAGGGAAGAAAGGAGGUAGAAGGAGUUCAUCCAAAAGAAAAGUAUGAGACAUGCAGCCGUCAAAGAGGAGUUCCUUGUAGGGGUUUAAAGAACUCUGGUUCGCAAAAAGUCUUUAAAAUCAAGUGCAAAAAAAGAGGUGA
Molecule: messenger RNA, 1201 nt
Organism: Pocillopora damicornis (cauliflower coral)
Lineage: Eukaryota; Metazoa; Cnidaria; Anthozoa; Scleractinia; Pocilloporidae
Source: RefSeq, a predicted model, not a curated record